This is a messenger RNA of Phyllopteryx taeniolatus (common seadragon), 1916 nucleotides long. It is a transcript of the gene pax1a, whose product is annotated as paired box 1a. Gene Ontology annotation, molecular function: DNA-binding transcription factor activity, RNA polymerase II-specific; RNA polymerase II cis-regulatory region sequence-specific DNA binding. Lineage: Eukaryota; Metazoa; Chordata; Actinopteri; Syngnathiformes; Syngnathidae. The record is from RefSeq and is a predicted model, not a curated record. The transcript is spliced from 4 exons. Gene Ontology annotation, biological process: anatomical structure development; regulation of transcription by RNA polymerase II. Bases 544 to 1698 code for a protein of 384 amino acids.
AUUCCAGCAAAGUCCGGACUCCCCGGGAUAACUUCAAUUUGCUUUUAUCGGAUGAAGAUCACUUUUCGCGGCCACCUUUAUUGCGCGCGCUGAAAAGAAGAAGAUCGCGCGCCGCAGCUGCAGGGAGGCAUUGAAGUGGAUUAUUAUUUUUGGGUUUUAUUAUUGUUGUUGUUGUUGUUGUUGUUGUUGUUGUUGUUGUUCCACUCCAUUCACUCGGGCACCAUCUGAAGAGGGCUCGUGUAUUUGCAAACAUUACGGGACGCGAAGAGGCAAAUGGGUAAGGCUGCAUCUUACUUACUGUGCGCGUCAUUAGUUUGGAGUUCACAAAGUAGCAAUUCCUCGCCGUGCGCAGGAGCUAUGCCAACGUUGCUUCGGAUGUCUAAUUGUGAAAUGGUGAAAUGACAGCAAGAUUACGUCGCGAGUGGAAAUGUUUCAGGAACGCCAUUUUUAACGAGCGAGACAGUUGGAGGUGGUGUAAAAUCAGUGCCCUCGCCGCACUGUUGUCGCAUGUUUUCUGACUGCAACUAAUUUGCAGUCGAAAGGAUGUGGCUUGCAAUUCGUUGCUCAAGUGCCCUGUGCCUGUGUGUGCGUGCGUGCGUGCGUGCGUGCGUGCGUGGAGCAGAGCAAACCUACGGAGAGGUCAACCAACUGGGCGGCGUGUUCGUCAACGGAAGACCCCUGCCCAACGCCAUUCGGCUGAGAAUAGUGGAGCUGGCCCAGCUGGGGAUCAGACCCUGCGACAUCAGCCGGCAGCUGCGCGUCUCGCACGGCUGCGUCAGCAAGAUCCUGGCGCGGUACAACGAGACCGGCUCCAUUUUACCGGGCGCCAUCGGCGGGAGCAAGCCUCGCGUCACGACGCCCAACGUGGUGAAAAACAUCAGGGAAUACAAACAGAACGACCCCGGGAUCUUCGCGUGGGAGAUCCGAGACAGACUCUUAGCGGACGGGGUCUGCGAUAAGUACAACGUGCCCUCGGUGAGCUCCAUCAGCAGGAUUUUACGCAACAAGAUCGGGAAUCUGUCCCAGCCCAACCAGUACGAGGGCGGCAAGCAAGCCCCCGCGCAGGCCGGCCUCCCUUACAACCACAUUUACCCUUACUCCUACUCCAACGCCAUGUCCCCCGCCGCCGCCGCCAAAAUGGGCUCGGCUCCCGGGGUUCCGGUGACGGCGGCACAUGUCAGCAUCGCCAGGGCCUGGCCCUCCGCGCACACCGUCAGCAACAUCCUCGGGAUUCGAGCCUUCAUGGACCCCGCAGCCCUUGCUGGGACAGAGGGAUAUCCGACCAAAAUGGAGGAGUGGGGCAGCGUCAAUAGAGCAGCUUUCCCCGCAGCUCACUCGGUCAACGGCAUCGACAAAUCAGCCAUUGAUGCUGACAUCAAAUACGCACAGCCCUCCUCCACACUGUCCAGCUAUGUCUCGGCGUGUGCGUACUCCCCGACAAACCAGUACGGCGUGUACAGCGGCCCAGCGGGCGGCUACGUGGCCCCGGGUCACCACCACUGGCAGCCGCAGAGCCCGGCCCUGUCCCACCCGGGGAGCGGGAUGAGCAUGCACGCGGGGGAGAUCCACUCUCCCAUGGCCUUCAAGCACCACUCCCGAGAAGGAGAAAGAAAACCUCCCAGUCCGCUGAGCAAGCAGCAGCAGCAUGAAGACUUGAACUGUGUGCAUGGACUCAGUCUCCCUACCUCGUCAUCAUAACCGGGACUUUUAGCCGCGGCUUCCCUUCCUAAGCAGACUUAACUGAACUCAUUUCAACUCCAGUAAGUGUGAAGCCAAUCAAACACGGGCCUCUCUUCGCGUUGUGGAUGCAGUCGAGCCUAAACAGGCGUUCAGGCCUUAUGAAUGUAAACUUGCAUGGAUGCAGCGGUGCUCCCCAAAAUACAAAUAUUUUGUCAUUAAAAAAAAUAUAUAAGUUC